AUGAAGUUCGUUUAUAAAGAAGAGCAUCCGUUCGAAAAGCGUAGGAGCGAAGGAGAGAAAAUUAGAAAGAAGUAUCCCGAUCGAGUUCCUUUGUUGAUUGAAGUUUUUCGCAAAGACUCAAAAAAAUUACCCAUAGGAGAUGGUGAUAUUGAUUGGGAAGAAACAGUUUAUUUAAAUUUAAUUCUUCAGCAGCUGGAAUAUACAUUAACUUGUGCUAUUUGUACCAGAACAAGUUCAAAAGAUUUGCAAAUUUUGAAACGACAUUCUCAGAGAGUAUAUGCUUCACCUAGUAGAAGAAGUAUGGAUUGCAAAGGUGAAAUGGAAGAAAUAAGUUAUCCUAAUAUAUUUUUCAUGGUAGAUAAUUAUGAUGAGGUUUUCCAGGAUAUUGUAGUACGGGAUGGUGAAAUAGUUUGUGUUGAACUUCUAGCUACAGAUAGGGAAGGUACAUUGCAAGGUGUUAUAUUUCUUGGUUCUAUAAGAUAUGAAGCAUUAAAAAGGGUAUAUGAUGCCAGAGUAAGUCAGGUUUUUAUAUAUAUAUGUAAGUAUAUUUUAAUAAUGCAAAUUAAAUUAAAUGUAAGUUAAAUAUUGCUAGUUUAACUGGUUGUUGUUGCACAAAUUUUAAGAAUUAUUUCUAAUUAAAUUUUAUUAGAGAUUAAUAACUCUGCCAUCUAGUGAGUUAAAAUAAUUUAUAAAAUUUGGAAUUAUACAAGUAAUCAGUAAAACUGACAGUAUUUUGUUUAUAUUUGGUUCAUAAACAAGCAAUAUCUUGAGACAAUGUUGCUCAACUUGUGGUUUGCAGUGACGGGACAGGUAGUACACAGGCAGACUUAAAUUAAAACUUUGUUCAAUGAUGAUUCAAUUGUAAUAGUUUACUUUCAAUUUAAAUUGUUUUCACAUGUGUUCAAAACAUGUUUUUAGAUUUUUUAUGUUAUAAAUGGAAUAGUAUGUUCCAAAUAUUGGUAAUAUCCACAUACGUUAAAAAAGUUAGGACUAUAUAAGUUGGUGGUCCAUAGAAUAUUUACAGACAUUUUACUGGUCCUUAGACUUUAAGCCAGUGUUUCUCAACCUUUUAAGUAUAUCUAAAUUCAGUUUUUUAAUAAUAUGUAGAAACAUAUUUAUUAUUUAAAAUAUCGUUUAAAAAAAUGGAAUAUUGAACAUCAAAUGUUAUGAAUAUGUACAUCCAAAGAAUGUGUAGCAUUGCUAUUGGUUGAUUUAAUGCAUUAAUAUUCCAUUGCAUUUAAACAAUGCUCUAAUUUAGUCUGAAGAUGAUCUUAAAAAAGGUUGAAAAUGUUUACUUCUGUCAAUUAAAGUAAUGUGUGCUGAUUGUAUAAAAGUGUAGUUGGUUUUUUUAUUAAUAAAAUUACUUCAGAAAUAUUAAUAUUAGUUAAAUAAUCAGUUACUUUGAUUAAUAAUAAUUAAGUUAAUUAUGGUUACAAUAUCUGACACAACAAAACAACACUGUUUACAUUAUUAUACCUUUAUACCCUGUACAUGGACAAUAUCAAACUUUAUGCAUCCACACAUCAGCUUCCUCAUCUCUUAUAAACUACACACACACACACACACACACACACACACACACACACACAACACUCCACAUUGAAAAAAAGAGUUCUGAUGAAAGGCGACUUUGUACUCAGAAGUGGAAAUGAUAUUGUAUCCACAGAAGAGGGUGGGUUUUACAAGUAUUUAAGAUUAUAACAGGCCAAACUUACAGAACAUGCACAGAUAAAACAAAGAUUAACACUCAAAUAUCAGAACAGAUUACAUGCAGUACUAAGAACACACCUAAAUGCAAAACAACUAUUAAAGCUAUUAAUACACAUGUUGUUUCUGUACUCUCAUUCUUGUGGAGUUAUACACUGGACAAGCACAGAUCUCAAGCAACUUGUUUAUGCUUAGUAAGUGUUGUUCUUGUUUUCUGAAGGAAAACAAGAACAACACUUACUAAGCAUAGAUAAUAUAAUCUGAAAUCAUUUGUAGAAAGAUUAACUCUUCCUCGUAAAGGUGUCCAUGGCCUGACUAAUAGUUAACCUGCACUACAAACAAAUUCUGAUAAUGCGGUAGUUUUCACAAAAACGAGAAACAUCAUGAUUACAUAAAACUAUAAGUAUGGCAGGCAGUACCACACACUGUUAAAUUUAUAGCACCUGGGCAUAGCUCAACACAAAUAACAUAGACACCACUAAUGUCAUGGGCCCAAAAAGUACUUCAUGGCAGCUAUGCCUACGACCUAGCUCAGGACUAUGUUAAUAAAACUCAAUAGUGAAACAUCAACUGAAUAAAAUUUAAUUCUGUGAUUUGCCAAGUGUCUGUAUGAAUACGAUAAAUAAUGUGUUUGAAUUGAAAUAAAUUACUGACAUGGUUUCAAAAAUACCAGUUAAUAAAACAGUCAAAUUACUGACUGUUUGGAGAGACUGAAGGGUUUAUUGUUGCCAUUCAAGAUCAGGUCAUAAACACUAAAAACAACAGAAAACAUAUCUUGAAGGAUACAUUACUCACAAAUGACACUUCCAGAAAAUGCUAUAUUCUGCCAGGAACAAACAACAUAUUACUUCUGUUGUAUGUAAAAUCACUUUAAUCUGUUUUGGUUGAUUUUCUCACAGCAACUCCAAGUUAUUACUUAAGACUGUAUGGUAGUAUAUUCUUAAAUAUAUUACAGUCGACCUCCCUAUAACAUGGGUUCCUAUAACGGAAAUUCCUAUAACGUAGCGAAAAAAUUGUAUCAGUAUUUGUAUAAAGUGACUUGUAAAAUGUCGUCGCCGACUCGUGUCGCGACAGGAUUGGUCGAAUCUGGACCAAUAGUGGACUAGCAGCCGAACUACUUUCCGCUGCCCAGCAACAUGCUACGGAGAGUUUAGGCGGCUAAAUUGAGUUUGC
Centruroides sculpturatus (bark scorpion) is the source of this 2880-nucleotide messenger RNA. RefSeq lists its product as uncharacterized. NCBI's taxonomy places the organism in Eukaryota, Metazoa, Arthropoda, Arachnida, Scorpiones, Buthidae. The record is from RefSeq and is a predicted model, not a curated record. The transcript is spliced from 5 exons. The coding region runs from base 1 to 582 and encodes 193 amino acids.